Messenger RNA from Capsella rubella, 1133 nucleotides. RefSeq names its product glycine-rich RNA-binding protein RZ1A. Gene Ontology annotation, molecular function: RNA binding; zinc ion binding. The record is from RefSeq and is a predicted model, not a curated record. NCBI's taxonomy places the organism in Eukaryota, Viridiplantae, Streptophyta, Magnoliopsida, Brassicales, Brassicaceae. Bases 99 to 824 code for a protein of 241 amino acids. The transcript is spliced from 4 exons.
CUUUGUUUCCUUCACUUGUGUGUUCCGUCUGCUUCUCUUCUUUUUUCAGAAACUAGGGUUCCGUCGCAAAUCACGAUCAGAUCUCGUAGUCUCUGAAGAUGUCAGAAGAUCCGGAGUUUCGUUGCUUCAUUGGUGGGCUUGCCUGGUCAACAUCUGAUCGUGGUCUCAGAGAUGCCUUUGAGAAGUAUGGUCACCUCCUUGAGGCCAAGGUGGUUCUUGACAAGUUUUCUGGUCGCUCCCGUGGUUUUGGGUUCAUUACUUUUGAUGAGAAAAAGGCUAUGGAUGAAGCUAUUGCUGCAAUGAAUGGAAUGGAUUUGGAUGGGCGAAAAAUAACUGUUGAUAAAGCCCAGCCACAUCAGGGUGGGGGAGGCAGAGAUCAUGAUGGAGACCGCAGUCGUGAUCGUGGAUAUGACCGAGAUCGUAGCCGUCCCUCUGGUGGGCGUGGUGGUGGAGAUUGCUUUAAGUGUGGCAAGCCUGGACAUUUUGCCAGGGAGUGUCCUUCUGAAAGUAGUAGAGAUGGUGGGGGAAGAUACAGCUCAAGGGAUGAUAGGUAUGGUGCGAAGGACGAUAGAUAUGGUGCAAAGGAGGAUAGGUACAGCUCAAAGGAUGAUAGGUACAUUUCAAAGGAUGAUAGGUACAGUGCAAAGGAUGAUAGGUAUGGUAGUAGGGAUGGUAGCAGGGAUGGUGGAGGUAGUCGCUAUGGACCUGAUCGCAGUGGAGAACGUUCUGGAGGACGUAGCAGGGAUGGUGGCAGCCGUGGAGGUCCAGGAGGUGAGAGGCACAGCCGUGCUCCAUAUGACCGCCCUAGAGCUGGUGGCUACUAGAAUUCUACGCCAAAGGGUAAAAUGGAGUUGAAGGUUUCUGCUUUCGGCUCUCUUGUCAAGUGCGAAGUCAAAGUUACGCUGGAUGGUCUGUUUUCUUUAAUGUAUUUGGAUAGCUCGAGAAAGAAGAUGUGUCUCUAUUUUGGCCCUAAAGUCAAGAGUCGACUAAUGUUCCUAAAGUGCUCUCUCUCCUUUUGAUAUGUUGAUCCCAAUGGAAACCUUGUGCUUGGUUGGUUUGAGUUGAGACACAAUUUGAGAUGUGCUACUUUAUGCUUAUCGUAAUGAAUGCGUGGGUUAUCCCCCAACACCAAA